This is a messenger RNA of Acanthaster planci (crown-of-thorns starfish), 3420 nucleotides long. RefSeq lists its product as uncharacterized. NCBI's taxonomy places the organism in Eukaryota, Metazoa, Echinodermata, Asteroidea, Valvatida, Acanthasteridae. Gene Ontology annotation, molecular function: mRNA binding. Gene Ontology annotation, cellular component: cytoplasm. The record is from RefSeq and is a predicted model, not a curated record. Gene Ontology annotation, biological process: regulation of translation.
CAUACUGGCGCCAGAGGGCGUUAUCACGAUCAACCGGCCACAUUUGUGAACUGUGGGCGCGUGGCGAAGAGCGGUUGGCCGUGAACGCGACAGAUUUGCUGCCUUCAUAGCAACGUCUUGGGACAAGUCUACGUCCUGUCCUGGAAUCAUCGACACCCAGCGCGCGUGUGUUGUGUGUGUCGCGAUCUUGUUUUUUAGUUCCAAUUUUUAUUGUAUAUGAAUAUUGUUCUCAACAAGCCAGACACAACAUACAGAAGAGGCAGUAUGGGUGAAGAACCGGGAAAGUUAUUCAUAGGAGCUGUCAGCAGCCAGGUGACAAAAGAGGAAUUCCAAGCCUUCUUUGAGAAGUACGGUGAGGUGGCAGAUUGCGUCUUGAUGAUUGACAAAGUGACGGACAGGAAUCGAGGAUUUGGCUUUGUCACCUUCAAGGACCCGGCGUGCGCCACCAAAGUCCUCUCAUCCCCAACUCCUCUCAAGCUACAUGGGCGUGCACUUGACCCCAAACCUUGCGUGCAGAGAGGCCAGCUGGCUACUCCCACUGACAGGCCACCCCAGAGCAAGAGCCUCGACAUGAAAGUCUUUGUCGGUGGGAUCUCCCAGAGCACCAACGUUGACGGCAUCAAGAACUUCUUCAACGGCAACAAUUUCCCGGUCAAAGACGUGGUCAUCAUGCACGACAACCAGACGCUGAAGAGCCGAGGUUUCGGGUUUGUCACCUUCAUUGACGAUGCCACCGUGGAAAACGUCUGCAGGCAGCGAUUUUUCAACAUUGAUAACAAAACGGUGGAGUGCAAGAGGGCGGAGCCUCGGGGUGGUAACGAGAUGGGUGGUGGCCAGGGUGGGGCCCCAGGGGGCGCUGGAGGCAACUACAACCAGAUGCAGCGGGGUGGGCCCCCAGGAGGUGGGCCCCCCAACAUGGGCGGAGGGUUCAACCAGGGCUGGGGUCAGAACCCCAACCCGGGCUACAGCAAUAACCAGUUCAACCAAGGGGGAGGCAACUACCCAGCCCCAGGAGGCUGGGGUGGACAACCGCAGCAGGCCCCAAUGGGCAACUAUGCCCAGCAGCCACAGCAGCAAGGCGGCUUUGUGCCCCGGGGUGGACCGAUGCCGAACCAAGGAGGCUUCCGGGGCCAGUACAACGGCAACGCCGCCUACAACCAGCAGCGGGCCCCGCCGCAGCAAGGGGGCUACGGCUACGGCCAGCAGCAGCAGCCGCAACAGCAGCAGGCACCCCCUCCGCCGCAGCAGCAGCAGCCGCCCCAGCAACAGCAGCCGCAGCAGCAAGGGAAUUAUGGACGACCCAGUGCUGGGGGCGACGGCCACCAUGCCAAGACCCCACGGUUAACCAAGUCCCUAGGCCCGCCGCAGAGCUACAACUACGGCAACUACGGCCAGCAGGCACCUCGCCCUCAACAACAGCAGCAACAGCAGCAGCAGCCCGACGCCUACAGUAACCAGGCCCCGCCCCAGACCAACCAGGGUUACAAUACUGGUAACUAUGGGGGACAGGCGCAAGGCGGCUAUGCCCCGAACGGGAAUAUGGGCAACUAUCCCCAGGAGGCGUCCGGCUAUGGGCCUCAGCGUGUCAACUACAACCAGCCCCAACCCAACUUCAACCAACCGCAAGGCAGUGGGUAUGGCGGCGACAUGAGUGGGGCGUUCACUGCCCCGCCCCAGCAGCAACCCCCCCAGCAGCAACCCCAGCAACAGGGUUACCAGCAGCCCCAGCAAGACACCUCACAGGACAUGUACAACGCUGCGGCGCCUGCCGCUCAGGGCAACUUUGCCCGCGGGGGCAACAACGCCGCCUUGCCCUUUCACCCCUACAGGCGAUAAACAAUCAUCCACCCACUUACCCCUUCUCUCUUACCCCCAUCAAACUCGGCUCUGUGGCCUCUCGUAACGUUGCACUUGUCUGCCACAACUGGUUAUGGGGAGCGUCAGUUGAACCUGACGAGAUGGGGGCUGGUGUGGCCCGAGAUUUUGCUGCACUCAACGCCACCGUGUUUAUUGAAAUAUCUCGGACACAAUUUAACUUCAUGUCACAAGCAAAGGAUUGUGGUGUCUCCUCUGACCUCAUGUACAUUAUCUGAUGAUUACGCUUAUAGCAGGUUGAUUUCCCUUCUUCUUUGCAUUUGAUGUUGGCUAAUUUUACUGUUCACUAUCGCGACCAAAAAACCCCCCAAAUUUCAUACUAAAGUACAUAGGUGACAGCUUUUGGUGCACCGUGUUAAUUUUUUGGGGGUAUUUUUGAACAGGUGAUAUACAAUGUGGGUGCUUGUGUGCACUUCCCUGUAUAAUGUUCAACUCUUGUUUGCUUUGAGACAUCAUCGGUUGCGCACCAAAACCGCUCUGUAUUUGAAGAGAAAACUUUUUAAAAAAUGCUUCUUCAUUACAGGAUCGCAGUGACAUUUUUGGUUCUGAACCUCGAGCAAAACCACUUAAGAUUGCAAAUUUUUUACUGAACGUUUCAUCCAGUGCCAUUGGUUUAUUAGCAGUUAUGUAAAAUACACAAAUUGCCAUUAAGAGCUGCUUUGUUAGUGUUCGCUGUGCAUGGUUACAGAUAUGUAUUGCUACGUGUAGCCAGGAUUUUGUUCUAGGCACAAAGCUGUAUAUUGGCUGGUCAGUAGCCCGAGUUAGAAUUUCACCCUUUUCCGUAGCCGACACGAAUGUUUAGAUCAUAAUGCCAUACAUACACGCAGUCUGUUUCCCAGUCACACAAGUGUAGCGUAGUCAAAACGACGCUUCUUUUGCACCUUGUGUUCGUUUUCACCUUGCGUUCGUCUAGUUUUGAGUCAGUCUUAUUGGAUUGUUUUUUUCCUGGUUAGUGUUAUGCCCCCCCCCAUGGUAAAUACAUGUAGUGACGUUGAAUACACUUGUGGAUUGGCGGUGCCCCCGUUCAAGUUGAAGUGGUGCCCUGGGAAAGUGGGAAGUUCACUUGUAAGCCCAGACCUUUUGUCGCACCUUGUUUCCAACAGCAACAGCGAAAUCUGUAGCCUGCUGAAUGUACCAGAUUUGCAACACCUAGAGCAAAAAAGUUCUUUUGCUUCACCACAUUCUUAUCAGAUCAAAACAGUUCCAUUCUUUGAGCAAGGAUUGGAUACUUCAUGCACAGCACAUGUAGGUAUCAAGUCUGGAAUUCCAAACAUUGUCAACGUUUGAGAAAUGGAAUGAAUGUCAAGUGCUCAUAUUUUUUACGUUGUUGAUUGCGCCAGAGUUUUUCAAUGAACUUUUUAUUUGGUGGUUGUUUGUUUGUUUGUGUUUGGCUGUUUUUUUUUUUUUACUUUUAUUGUCCUUAGACAUGUAGAGUGAAUUAUGGGACUGUUUUUAUCCAGGGUUUUAACAAAGGAAAGCAAAAUACAAGAAACACUAAAUUCCUGCAAAUGCCGCCUACAGAAUAAAGCGUUAAUGUAAUGGGAA